AUCGUGAACCAGGUGGUCAUGAGUACGCUGGACGGCUCCGAGAGCUCUCCCCAGCAGCAGCAGCAGCAGCAGCAGCAGCAGCAACAACAACAGCAACAACAGCAACAACAACAGCAUCGAGUGCCGCCCACGUACGUGUAUAGCACAAGCUCGGAACAGAACGGACGGAGUCAUGAGGACGGAGAGCAUCGAAGGAUGGACCACGGGCAUCGGGAAUACCAUCAUCAGGCCACCGAGGACCAGCUCGGGCCGUUGCCCGUCAAUUGGGAGAAGGCAUACACCGAGUCUGGCGAAGCUUAUUUCAUUGAUCACAACACUGGGACUUCGCAUUGGCUGGACCCCCGGCUCUCCAAAUUUCAAAAACGCUCCCUCGAGGAGUGUCUUGACGAUGAGCUGCCUUACGGCUGGGAGAAGAUCGAUGACAAUCUCUACGGAACGUACUUCAUCGAUCACGUUAACAGGCGCACUCAGUACGAGAAUCCAGUGCUGCAGGCUAAACGCGCGCAGCAGUCAAUGACUUCCUUAGGCGAACGCAAUAAGAGUCCGAGUUUCACGAGGAAUCCGGAUGCGCUGAAAGGACAGCGGAUAAGGACGAGCCUGAUUAAGAGCUCGAGGGGUCUCGGCUUCACGAUCGUGGGUGGCGAUGACAGCGUCCAAGAGUUCCUGCAGAUAAAAAGCGUCGUGCCCAACGGACCCGCCUGGAUCGACGGCAAACUUCUUACAGGUGACGUGCUGGUAUACGUGAACGACAUAUGCGUGCUGGGCUUCACUCACAACGAGAUGGUUAACAUAUUCAAGUCCAUCGGCAGCGGUGAGACGGUCUCGCUCGAGGUCUGCCGAGGCUAUCCCCUGCCCUUCGAUCCCAACGAUCCCAAUACCGAAGUCGUCACCACCAUAGCCGUGAACGCACCCGACAUCCUAGCCGAGGAGUCAAGCCUGUACAUGGAUCUUGAGCGUUCGGGGAUGCGCGCGGGCGAGCGAUUCGAUUUCCUCGAUUCAUCGUUCCUGCCAGUACACUCGGCACAGAAUGGCGAAAGUCUCGUUACAACAGCCUCUGUUAAUUCCAUGCCCGAUCUCUGCAUAUCGGAGAAGCUCAACGCGAAUGGCACGAUCAAGAGGCCAAGCAGUACCGACAUACUCUUAUCAAACACCCUCGUCGAGCAUUCCUCCCAUAUUCACGACACCGCUCACUCGCCAGUACCUUCAAAACCGCCUGAAUUUCUUAGUAUACCGAUAAUUAAAGGUAUCACCGGCUUUGGCUUUACGAUAGCAGAUUCUGCGCACGGACAAAAAGUUAAGAAAAUUCUAGAUCACGACAGGUGCAAGAAUCUCAUGGAGGGUGACAUUCUGGUGAACAUCAACGACGUUAAUGUUAGGAAUAUGUGUCAUCCAGAAGUUGUACAGGUAUUAAAAGAUUGUUGCCGUGAUCAGGAGGCAUUGAUUUACGUGCAGCGCUCGUUUGGCAAGUGCCCGAAAUCGCCCCUUCAGGACAAGAAUUGUCACAAGGAUGACAAGGAAAAGACGGCGUUCGAUUUGUUUCGUAGUAAGACGCCAACCGCGGACAUAUACAGUACUCAGACGAAAACGGUUGUACCCCAACGGCCAAAGACGCCUCUCAUCGACACGCGCAUCAAGCCGAGGUCGCCACCUCCACCCGCAGCCCAACAGCAGUCCAACAUCGACCAUGAAAACGAGCUGCAGAAUGUUCUCGAUAAUCGAUACAAGUAUAACCAUGAUUUUAAUCACGGGAUUUAUGAUUACUCGGAGAUGCCUUACAAGCCCAACAUCUCUCAUCUUACUGAGAACUUCAACACCAUGAAUCUCAGGGGGCUGGAUAUGGAAGAGACGCUGCGCGAUGCAAUGAAGCGUGAAGAAUGGCUCGCCGCCAACAACGAGAAGCUUAACUAUAGUAGCGAGAUGUACUCGAUAGAUGUAUCGCAGCAACAGCAGCAGCAACAACAACAACAACAGCAGCAGCAGCAGCAGCAACAACAACAGCAACUGAUGCAGCUGCACCUUUCCAAGCAAAACGGCAUACAUCAAGCUGGGGACUACUAUAAGGACAUCUACACGGUGCAGUCACCCGCAUUUGAUGGCGAACAAGCCGACUACUCGUCUUUUAGCGCUAUGAUCGGUCAAGAGCAGAACGUCGACACAGGCGAAAUCUGGGAUAAGAGGAAGGAGAGCACGAGUUUUGAACACGAGCAGCCGCACUCGAGCUCUACCGUACCUGGAUAUCCACAAUAUGGUAGUGACGUUGGAAAUGAAUUGAUCUGCCCGUCAAUUCCGGACAUCGAGUGGAUCGAAACUUUGGUAACUCUUGUCAGACAAGAUACUGGUUUUGGCUUUCGAAUAGUUGGUGGCACCGAGGAAGGAUCUCAGGUUUCUGUAGGGCAUAUAGUCCCGGGCGGCGCGGCGGAUCUCGAUAGCCGCCUCAACACCGGCGAUCUUAUAAUGUCUGUGGAUGGCGAAAGUGUGAUGAGCUCGUCUCACCAUAGGGUAGUCCAGCUGAUGAUAGCUGCUGCCCAAAAUGGCCGCGUCACCCUUGGCAUACGCCGGCGCAUCGCCACUCAGGACAACCAUCACCAUCACCAUCACCACCAUCAUCAUCAUCAGAUGCGCGACAACCUACAGUCUUCUACCUCUUCUUCUUACAGCUGUCGCCUCAUCGGACAUGCCCAAUAUCCUUACGAGGUGACCGUAACAAGAAUGGAGAACGAGGGCUUUGGCUUUGUAAUAAUUUCUUCAGUGAACAAAUCCGGCUCGACGAUCGGCCGUAUAAUCGAAGGCUCUCCAGCGGAGAGAUGCGGUAAACUCAAUGUCGGCGAUCACAUUCUCGCCGUUAAUCACACAGACAUUACCAACGCGUGCCACAAAGAUAUCGUUAAUUUAAUUAAGGAUUCGGGAUACUCCGUUACCCUCACCAUCGGUUAUCCUUUGGACGAUUGCUGCAGUAAUACCUCGUUAUCUCAAAAGGAUGAAUUGCCAGGAGAUGGAGAUGGAGGACAGUAUCAUGCGGUAGAAUUAACUAGAGGAACUCGUGGCUUUGGAUUCAGCAUCCGAGGUGGUCGGGAAUUUCAAAACAUGCCACUUUUUGUCUUGCAAAUUGCUGAAAAUGGGCCAGCGUCUAUCGACAAUAGAUUAAGAGUGGGUGAUCAGAUUAUAGAAAUCAAUGGCAUCAAUACCAAAAACAUGACUCAUACAGAGGCAAUUGAGAUUAUACGAAAUGGAGGACCAACGGUUCGGCUAUUAGUACGACGAGGCUGCCAAAUGCCCUCAGUGAAUUAUGUCAGGCUCGACCAAAUAAGCAAUCGUUUGGAUGAUGUGAGCCCUACUCCGGGACCGCCGACAUACGAGAGGCGUACGAAAAAAAAUCGGCUUUCCCUGUCUCUAGACUGCUGUUGCUCAUCAAGGGGCAGUCGUACGUAAAAAGGCCCGUAAUAAAUGGGAACGAACUACGGCCGCACGUGCAU
Molecule: messenger RNA, 3473 nt
Organism: Ceratosolen solmsi marchali
Lineage: Eukaryota; Metazoa; Arthropoda; Insecta; Hymenoptera; Agaonidae
Product: membrane-associated guanylate kinase, WW and PDZ domain-containing protein 1
Exons: 14
Coding region: 19-3429 (1136 amino acids)
Biological process (GO): signal transduction
Cellular component (GO): cytoplasm
Molecular function (GO): protein binding
Source: RefSeq, a predicted model, not a curated record